Messenger RNA from Aspergillus versicolor CBS 583.65, 1250 nucleotides. RefSeq lists its product as uncharacterized. The transcript has a single exon. The record is from RefSeq and is a predicted model, not a curated record. Lineage: Eukaryota; Fungi; Ascomycota; Eurotiomycetes; Eurotiales; Aspergillaceae. The coding region runs from base 431 to 1150 and encodes 239 amino acids.
CAAACAUCCACCCUCAAGCCUUGGAAAGUUGACAUUCUGCUGUAACUGAGCUUCAGCUGAUCUGAAAUAAAGAAUAUCUCUUCAUUCCGGAUCGUCAGUGCAACUUCUGUCUCACACCCUGGUCUGACUCUGGGGUGCACGCACAAGCAUCCCUCGCAGCACGGCAGCAUCGCGACACCAAUCGGACCAAUACAGCCUCAGGAGUGUCCCGCCCGCCAAGGAGCCAAUUUUCAGCCUCGCAGGCGAGCUGGUCGUGCGAAAUGAAUCUGGGCUCAAAGACAGGGGCUGCGAGAGUUCAAAUACCGUCUCGCCCCCGAUCGACCUCGACCUCCACUCUCCAUCCCAGAUCGAGUCCCACAAAAUAACCAGAGAUCUACCUCAUCUCUCUCUCUCUCAAUCUUCACAUUCUCAAUUGACUUCAGUCUUCAAAAUGAAAUCCUCAACCCUCCUCACCCUCUCUCUCCCCGUGCUCUCCCACGCCUGGACAAUCACCUGGCGCAACGCCGAGGGCAAAGAAAGCACCAAGAGCGGCCACGGCCCCUCGAAAUGCAUCCAGAUCGACCACGCCAAGGGCCAGGAAUUCGACAUUGACGGCGAGGGCGAGCCCAACAUUAACAUGCUCCUGUUCACCAACGACAAGUGCUCCGGCGAGCCGUCGGGCCAGGCAUCCGUCUCGUUUGUUAAGGAGGCAUCAAGCGACCUCAGCGGGUUCCAAGUUGUGCGCUUGAAUGGCGAUGACGAUGACGAUGAGGACGAUGACGAUAGUACUAGCACUGGUACUGGGUCUAGUUCUGGAAGUGCGACUCCUUCUCCUACUUCGACUUCUACCGAUGACGACGACGACGACGACGACGAGACGUUCACUCUCCCGACUGAGCCGGCGACCAGCACCAGCACCAGCACUAGCAGUGACGCGGAUGAGACUACGAGUCCGACAGAGACUGCUUCUUCGAGCGGUGCUGGUGCCGAGCCUACCGAGUCGAGCAGUGCGACGGGGACAGAUAGCGAUGCUACGCCCUCGCCUUCUGAGUCUGGCGAUGACAGCACGCCGACCGAUGGGUCGGUGCAGCUUGGCCUGUCGCGCACUGGCCUUGCUGGGGUUGUGGUUGCUGCGAUUGCUGGAGGGUGGGCGUUGGACAUGUUGUUCUAAGCAGGGGUUAUGUCUUCAUGGGACGGGCUGGUUAUGGUUAAUGGUUCGAUAAGCAGAUAAUCGUUAGGUAGAUGUACAAUCAUACUCUAAUUAAACCAGA